Molecule: messenger RNA, 942 nt
Organism: Linum trigynum
Lineage: Eukaryota; Viridiplantae; Streptophyta; Magnoliopsida; Malpighiales; Linaceae
Source: the annotation of a GenBank genome assembly
AUGAAGGCCUUAUUAGCCAUAGCAGCAGUUAAGAACUGGACCCUAGAGCAAUUGGAUGUAUCCAAUGCUUUCCUAAAUGGGGAUCUACAUGAGGAUGUAUAUAUGCAUGUGCCCCCUGGAAUUGAAUUACCACCGGGAAGUCCUAAGAGGAUGCCCUGCAAGCUAAAGAAGUCACUAUAUGGUCUUAAACAGGCCUCAAGGCAAUGGUUUGCCAAGUUAACUGGUUUUCUGUUGAGAAAUGGGUUUUAUCAAUCAUCCUCAGACUGUUCCAUGUUUACUAAGUGGGUUCAUGGAAGAAUUGUUGUACUACUUGUCUAUGUGGAUGAUAUUAUCCUAGCUGGUGAUGCUCAGAAGGACAUUGACCAGGUUAAGAGCUCUUUGAGUAAGGAAUUUAAGAUUAAGUUGCUUGGACCUUUAAGGUAUUUCUUGGGACUGGAAGUAAACAGGACAGCAAAAGGGUUGAUGGUCUGUCAAAGGAAGUAUUGUAUGGACUUGCUUGCUGAUACAGGAUACUUAAAUGCCAAAGGAUGCCAGUCACCAUCAGACCCAAAUAUCAAGCUAACAGCAACAGAAGGAACUUUACUUGAAGAUCCAGAACAAUACAGAAGAUUGAUUGGGAGGCUUCAUUACAUAACCAUAACAAGACCUGACUUGACAUAUUCUGUACAACAGUUAUGCCAAUUUCAGAAGAAGCCCUACUUAGGACACUUACAAGCAGCCUACAGAGUACUAAGAUAUCUCAAAUCCUGUCCAGACCAAGGUAUCUGCUACAGCAGUAAGGCAGACUUGAAGCUUGUGGGGUUCUGUGACUCAGACUGGGCCAGCUGCCAUGACACCAGAAGAUCAACAACAGGGUACUGCACUUUCCUUGGGAGUUCUCUUCUGACCUGGAAAACAAAGAAGCAAACAACAGUUUCCAGAUCAUCAUCUGAAGCAGAAUAA